GUCGUAGUUGCCCCCCCCCGUGCUGCCGGCCGCGCCACCUCCCCCUGACUUCCCCUUGCUUUCUCCGCUUGGCCCUUGUUUUUUCUUGCUACCCCCAUCGCUCUUCGCCGUCCGCUUGCGCUUCGAUUGCGCCAGCGGCCCGUCGUCAUCUUCCAGCUGCGACUUCUUCGUGCUCGUGCGUUGCCGCUUUAACGUCGUCUCCGCACUCCUCGCCGCCCUCCUCCCUUUCACCGGCACAGGUGACGGCAGCGAAGUGUCGCCGUCGCCCUCUCCUCCAGACCGGGCGACGGAGAUGAUAGCGUCGAACGCAGCUUCAAAAUCGGCACCGAGCUCUAGAAAGUCGAAGUGGUUGUGGCGAGACACCGUAUUUUCGUCACCCCCAACUUCGAUUCUCGCUUCCCAACUACUCCCGCUGCGGUAUAACAGGUGCACCCAUUUAUGCCCCUCUUCGUCGUGCUUGAUUUUUUUGUCAAACAGAAAGAGGCCCCACAUGUUCUUCUUGUACAGCUGCACCAACUGCCCUCUCCCGGUAGGCUCCCAAACCGCAAUGUUGACCCCGUACAUUUCGGGGAUGAGUGAAAGCCAGCACACGUCCAGCCACUCCGUCCGUAGCUUUUCGUGCACUAUCGAAUCCAGCCAACCGUAGGUCAUCACGGCUUUGUCCGCGGGUUCAGGUGUGUUCAGCUCAUACGGAUGCACCCGGAAAGUUUCAGUGCACUGAACAGCGCGAGCCCGACGCGUCUGCUCAGUCGAAAGCAGAGUGGUCAUGACCGCUUGCGACGCUGAUGGUCCUAGGAUGUGGGAGAUGAUGCUGUGUUUG
Ectocarpus sp. CCAP 1310/34 is the source of this 820-nucleotide messenger RNA. The record is from the annotation of a GenBank genome assembly. Lineage: Eukaryota; Phaeophyceae; Ectocarpales; Ectocarpaceae.